Molecule: messenger RNA, 1541 nt
Organism: Schistosoma spindalis
Lineage: Eukaryota; Metazoa; Platyhelminthes; Trematoda; Strigeidida; Schistosomatidae
Source: the annotation of a GenBank genome assembly
UGAUAAUGAAAAUCCGACCCGCGACAUUUUGACGGUGCGCUACUUUCCGCAAAUGUUUCGAAAAUUAAUUUUCGAGCCCAAUAAGCUUUUUCAGAAUGUCAAGUGCGUUCGCACUUUGAAAGUUCAUGAAUAUUCGGCAAUGGAAUUAUUAAAAAAGUACGAAAUACCUGUUCCAAAGUUUGUAGUUGUUCGGAAUGUGGAUGAGGUCAGAGCUACUUGUAAAGAAUUCGGCAUUUUACCUGAAAGUGAAUUAGAAAAUUCAGGUGAGACUACAGAGAGCACAGAUAUGGUGUUGAAAGCACAAGUGUUAGCUGGUGGCCGUGGUAAAGGUAUUUGGGAUAGCGGAUUAAAAGGUGGAGUUAAAAUUGUAUACAAUGUAGAAGAAGCCAUAAAUGUAGCUAAUCACAUGCUUGGUCAUCGAAUCUACACUGCACAAACUGGUGACACCGGCCAAUUAUGCAAUACAUUACUAGCAUGUGAACGUAAAUAUUCUCGACGUGAACAUUAUCUAGCUAUUGUCCUAGAUCGUUCUAGUGGUGGACCAGUAAUGAUUGGUUGUCAACAGGGUGGUGUAAAUAUUGAAGAUAUAGCACGUGAUAAUCCAGAUGCUUUAAUUAAAAUUCCAGUUGAUAUCAACAAAGGUUUAGAUAAAAAAGAUGCCCUAUUUAUGGCGCAUAAAUUAGGUUUUACACAUCCAGAUGAAGCAGCUGUAUACAUUGAACGACUUUAUAAACUCUUUGAUUCAUCCGAUUGUACACUGUUAGAAAUUAAUCCAAUUUCUCAAGAUAUAAAUGGAAAAGUUGUUUGUAUGGAUUGUAAAAUGAAUUUCGAUGAUAAUGCCGCAUUUCGACAGAAAGAGAUUUUUGCACAACGUGAUUGGUCACAAGAAGAUGAACGUGAUGUGAAAGCAUCAAAGGCUGGAUUAAAUUAUAUUGGUUUAGAUGGAAAUAUUGGUUGUUUAGUUAACGGAGCUGGUUUAGCUAUGGCUACUAUGGACUUAAUUCAAUUGCAUGGUGGUAAUCCAGCAAAUUUUCUUGAUAUCGGCGGUGGAGCGACAGCUGCUCAAGUGACUGAAGCUUUUCGUUUAAUUGUAUCUGAUUCGAAGGUCAAUGCUAUACUAGUAAAUAUUUUCGGUGGUAUUAUGCGUUGUGAUGUGAUUGCACAAGGUAUUGUAACUGCUGCUACAGAAUUAAAUAUAAAAGUACCAAUUGUUGUACGACUGCAAGGAACUAGAGUUGAAGACGCUAAAGCAAUUCUUGCUACAAGUCAUAUGAAAAUUCUAGGUUGUAGUGAUUUAGAUGAAGCUGCUCAAAUGUCUGUUAAACUCGCUAAUAUUGUUCAUUUGGCUCGUGAAGCUGCUAUAAAUGUGAAAUUCGAACUGCCUUAUUAAUUAAUAAUGUGAUUAUAGUAAUAUUAUUAUAAUAAGCAAAAAAGUAUGGUUCGAAGGAAUGGGUGCAUCACGUUAUGUUGAAUUGUGAUGAAUCCAGUAGCUCGGUUUAUAUUAUUAUUAUUAUUAUUAUUACUAUUAUUAUUAUUAUUAU